Patella vulgata (common limpet) is the source of this 2499-nucleotide messenger RNA. Its product is annotated as alpha-(1,3)-fucosyltransferase C-like. Gene Ontology annotation, molecular function: alpha-(1->3)-fucosyltransferase activity. The coding region runs from base 40 to 1392 and encodes 450 amino acids. NCBI's taxonomy places the organism in Eukaryota, Metazoa, Mollusca, Gastropoda, Patellidae. Gene Ontology annotation, cellular component: membrane. The record is from RefSeq and is a predicted model, not a curated record. The transcript has a single exon.
UGUUAUAUUGAAGUAAUAACUCUCGUCCUAAUAGUGGCUAUGUUAAUACAUAUGCAAAUAGUUGGGAAAGUGGUCUGGAUUCAAAUCCAUAACAAUGGACAUGACACAGCCGAACACGACUACCUGGUAUCCUCACAAUCGGACACUGACAUCUGGCUCGCAAAUCUGCAAAACAGGCCCGAGACUGAAACUAAAGCAAGGGGGGCAGUACCAAAGGAUAAGAAGAUACCCGUACGGUUAGAAACACAGACUCGGAAUGACUGGUUACAAAAAUUCCGCCUAGAUACCCCAUCAUUACCAAUAACCAACAAAGUAGGCCCAAGUAACGACCAAGGUGAUAAUAUCAGCGAUUUGUCACAAAAUAGGUUCCCUAACCUUUCGAAUGACAUUAAGGAGCAUAAAGGUAGUAUUUCAAAGAAACCAUUGUCUAACACGAAAGUAAUCAAACACAAAUACAAGACAAUAGUUGUGUUAAAUAGGCAUAUGUGGUUUCUCCGCGGUGCCAAUCCGGGACACGGUUACUUUAGUCGUUGUGAAUAUAAAAUGUGCGAAUUGUCGUUUGAUGAAAAAGAGAUCAAAUCCAGCGCCGCUAUAAUGUUUUACGGAGUAAGUUAUCCGCCGAAACCGCCGCCAGCACGGAAUAAUCCAGACCAAGUGUGGAUUCUUGCUGCAUGGGAAUCGCCAAUUUACAUGUAUGGUGCUUCCUGGGAAAACGAAGUUUGGACAAAUAAAAUAAAUUGGACUAUGACGUAUCGGAUAGACUCUGACAUACCUACACCUGGUGGAGAAGUGGUGGAGGAUAAACGUAAAAUACGGAAUUAUGAUGUCAUAAUGAAGAAGAAAACUAAAUUAAUUGCAUGGGUAGUUAGUCAUUGCAGAACCCAAAGUAAAAGGGAAGCUUAUGUCAAACACCUGGAAAAAGUUGUGCCUGUUGAUAUUUUUGGUAGAUGUGGAACGUCUAAACCUACUGAUGUAUUUGGACUUUUAAACACAACGUACAAAUUCUAUUUGUCAUUCGAAAAUUCCCUUUGUAAGGAUUAUAUUACCGAGAAACUAUUCGAUCGUCAAAAUCUAGAUAUCGUGCCCAUAGUGCGUGGAAUUGGGAAUUACACUCAGUUUUAUCCAAAAGCAUCUUACAUAGAUACGAGAGAUUUUAAAUCAGUUGAAGAGCUCGGUAAAUAUUUGCAGUAUUUAGACAGAAACAAUACUGCUUAUGUACAAUACUUGAAAGCGAAGGAACAUCUUUACACACGCAGUAUGUAUUCGGUAAGACAGAAGGGUUAUUGCACUAUGUGUAAAAAGCUUCACAAUUUAGAUCAAAAUAGACACAGUUAUCCAGACAUAAAUCAGUGGCUACUCAAAGAUAAAUGUGUGAAGCCUACAGAUAUUUAAGCACUUUUCUAACAUUCCAGGGGACUAACCGUAACUUGUUUGCAUAAUUUGAGACCAACAUUGAUGAAACCAAUAGACAAAACUAAUAUCACUGUGUAUAUAAUGUUUAAUUAUAUGUGGCUGUUCCCCCUACAUUCCAUGACUCUAAAUCAAUCUGGUUUUCAUAAUUUCAGAUCAGUAUUGAUGAAGCAGUUUUAUGAAAAAUGAAAACAUGAUUACCGUGUUUAUAGUGGGCAAUAAGGUGGGAAUUUCCCUCAUCAUGUAUAUAAUAAUAAAUUGUUACUUUUUGUACUUUUUUUGUGUGUAUUAAUUUAGGUGUUCCCCUGUGUUAGACACCCUAUUAUUACAUUGCAAUGCCCUUUUAUGUUUGAUCAUAAUAAAGAUGAUAAUGAAAUGCAUAUCAAUAUUUUCCAUUUAUGCACUCAGGUGAUAUAGUACGUACACAUGAGCUGUAUUUCCAAUUAUACGCUGACGAUACUAAUUCAAACCCUAUGUUGACAAUCAUUUCAUAUUAAUUUUCUAAAUCAUAACAGUGCAUCGAUGACAUUAAACUUUGGAUGACUUCAGAUUUUCUUAAGAUAAAACUGAAUAUCUAUGAAUUGGUUCUAAAAAAUGUGCUUAGUAAAUUCGACUCCGAUCCUUCAAUUCGUGUAUGUAAGCUGUGAUAUCCCCCAUCAUAAACAUAGGCGCCUUCUUUGACUCACAUUUUAUUAUGGAAAAUCAUGUAAAUAAUAUUUUGUAAGAAUUGCCAUUAUAAUGUAAAUGUAAAUAUUUAUCUGUAAUUUCAAAUGGUCUACCGGUUAAGCUACAUUCAAACCUGCGGGUUAUCACGAGUAAAUAACUCCAAUUCUUUAUAGUCCUCAUUGGCCUCCUGUAUCAUUCAGAAUUGAUUUUAAAAUAUUGUUAAUCACAUACGAAUGUUUUAAUGGUUUAGCCACUCCAUGUUUGUCCAAAUUAAUACAAAUAUCUCUUCUAGUGGUGAUUUACUCUUAGUACAACAGGGCCUUUUUAUUUUAUGCACCGUUAUUUUCGGAAAGAUUACCUUUGUUUUAUUCGGAAAUCACCUUCUGUUAUUACAUUAAAAUCACAUUUGAAAAAUUUAUUCAA